This is a messenger RNA of Gadus chalcogrammus (walleye pollock), 1009 nucleotides long. Its product is annotated as olfactory receptor 2A12-like. Gene Ontology annotation, molecular function: olfactory receptor activity; G protein-coupled receptor activity. The transcript has a single exon. Lineage: Eukaryota; Metazoa; Chordata; Actinopteri; Gadiformes; Gadidae. Gene Ontology annotation, cellular component: membrane. Gene Ontology annotation, biological process: G protein-coupled receptor signaling pathway. The record is from RefSeq and is a predicted model, not a curated record. The coding region runs from base 62 to 1009 and encodes 315 amino acids.
UUGAAAUACGUAAACAGAGAGGAGAUGGCCAAGGUCUCUAACAUCACUUGGAUAUCAAACAAUGGAGUCUAACAUGACUAUUGUGAGGCCAGCAUACUUCAUUAUCAGUGGCUUUUCAGGCAUCCCUCAUGUCAACUACUACUAUUUAUUUUUACUGGUGCUCUACAUCGUGUCAGUGGUGGAAAACGGGAUUGUGAUGGCCUUGAUCUGCUUAGACCAGAGUCUCAAGACUCCAAAGUAUAUUGCUGUGUUUAACUUGGUGUUUGUAGACGUGGUCGGCAGCUCCGCCCUGGUGCCCAAGGUUAUCGACACGUUCUGGUUCGACCACAGGUACAUCUCGUACAGCAACUGCUUAACCUAUGCGUUUUUUUAUUAUUUGAUCCUCACCAUGCAGUCUCUUAAUCUGGUUGUACUCUCCUUCGACAGGCUAGUGGCGAUCACCUUUCCAUUGCGUUAUCAGAUCAUUGUGAGUCUGAAGACCAUGUUCUCACUGGUAGCUGCUUGCUGGAUUAUUGCCAUCCUUAUCAACUUGAUAGAUGUAGGGCUUGUAACACCACUGUCCUUCUGCAGGUCUGUUGUUAUCAACAGCUAUUUCUGUGACCAUGGGCCGCUCUAUCGACUUGCCUGCAAUGACUAUCGGCCCAAUGAUAUCAUUUCCAUAGUGGUACCAUUUUUUAUUCUUUGGAUUCCAUUGCUCUUUAUCUUGAUAUCUUACUUGUGCAUUGGUGCAGCUUUGGCUAUAAUAGCUGGAGCGCAGGAUAGGAUGAAGGCUUUUAAAACAUGCAGUGCCCAUUUAAUGUUGGUGAUUAUUUAUUACUUACCUAUUCUGGUCACUUUUAGUGUUGCCGCUAAAAUGCCUCGCAAUGCAAGGAUAAUUAGUCUUUCUCUUGCAGCGGUCAUGCCUCCAGCUUUGAACCCACUGAUUUAUGUUCUACAGACUCAGGAAAUCAAAUUGUCUCUGAAAAAGGUGUUCAAAAGAAUGAGGCAAUCAAAAAUUGCAUUGAAGUAG